Molecule: messenger RNA, 696 nt
Organism: Meloidogyne enterolobii
Lineage: Eukaryota; Metazoa; Nematoda; Chromadorea; Rhabditida; Meloidogynidae
Source: the annotation of a GenBank genome assembly
AUGGAAGAAGAGCCUAAAAAGGAGGAGCCGAAUGCUAAAGAGGAGGGGCAAAAUCCUACGGAGGAGGGGCAGAAUCCUCAAAAUGAGCAGAAUCCUCAAAAUCCUAAAAAGGAGAAAGAAUCGGAAGUUCUUCAAUAUCUGAAAUAUAAGGCACAAACGGAACAAGAAAUUCUUGAAUUAAAUACGGAUGAAGACAAAGUAACGACAAUUACCGAAAAGAAUAUAAUUAAGAAAGUUAGGGAUGUUUAUGGACAAAGGGCAGCAGACAUGGUUGGAUCAAAAAUUGAUUGGGCAAGUUGGGGAGUUGAAAUGAAUCCAAAGGAAAGGCCAAAUCCUUAUGACUUUCCAGCAUUCUUGAGAGCUGUAGAAGAUGUUGGGGAGAAAAAAGGAGGAGGAGGGAAGCAUAGAAAGGGAGAGAAAAGUGGCUACAAAAGUAAUAAGCGUUCAAAGAAAGCUUCAAAAGACCUGGAAGGAUUGGAUACUAAAAGUGCUGCCGCUAAUGAAGAUUAUUCGAAAUUGCCAGGAGAGGAAGAGCUGUUUCCGAAUGAUGGAGGAGGUGGAGGAGGAAAGGCUGGGGGAGGAGGAGAAACGGCUAUGGGAUUUGAUGAAAAUGAGAAGAAUGAUGGUGGGGAUAAAGUUGAGAAUGAAGGAGGAAAUGAGAAGAAAGAGGAAGAUGGAAAAGAUGAGAAGGAUUAG